AUUAAAAUAGAAACAGUGAUGGUGCAUUGGAAAAGGGAAGGUGGCAGGGUGAUGGGUAAAUGGUGGUCUGCGUGGCUAAAGUCCACUUACACACUCUGCAGUGCGUCUAUAAAUUAAAGGAAGCCUCUUUCGUUUUCCCUUGCCUCCAUUGCCUCAAUUAAUUGAGUCCAGCCAAAACAAAACAUCCCUGUUCUCUCCGACAACCAUCUUAUUCUCAUCUUCCUAAACCCUCUAAAAUCCAUUUGUUCAACAACACCAUCAAUUAGGAAUGGAGAAAAAAAUUCUUGACUACACCUUGGUUCCAGUGGGGCUGGCUAUAAUGGUGGCGUAUCACUUAUGGCUUUUCAAUCGAAUCAUGAACCACCCUUCCAAGACUGUUAUUGGUGUCAAUACCAUCAAUCGCCGCUUCUGGGUUCAGGCCAUGAUGGAGGACUCUGCCAAGAAUGGAGUUCUUGCUGUGCAGACUCUGCGAAACAAUAUAAUGGCAUCUACCCUUUUGGCAUCCACCGCAAUCAUGCUCAGUUCCGUUAUUGCGGUGCUCAUGACCAGCGGCACCAGAGGUGAUCGAUCUGCUUGGAUUUUUGAGUAUGGAGAUGCCAGUGAACUGGGAUUGUCUAUAAAGUUCUUCUCUAUAUUGGUAUGUUUCUUGGUGGCUUUCUUGCUGAACGUGCAAUCCAUCAGGUAUUACAGCCAUGCAAGCAUCCUCAUUAACGUGCCUUUCAAGAAAUUGUUACCUGAUCACAACCACCACCAUUUGACGGCGGAGUAUGUGGCUAGGUCCGUCAAUAGGGGUAGCUAUUUUUGGUCGUUAGGAUUACGUGCCUUCUACUUCUCUUUCCCUCUUUUUUUGUGGAUCUUUGGGCCCAUUCCUAUGUUUUUGUGUUGUUUUGUCCUGGUUUUCAUGCUCUAUUUUCUGGAUGUCACCUUCGAGUGUAGCUGGGCUGUUUAUGACCACAAGGACCAGGAUAUUGAGACCCAAAAUCAAGUUUGAUUUCAUAGGACUAGAGAAAUUAGGCGAAAAAAAAGUGCAUUUUGCAUUCAAUAUUCAAUCCAAAAGUUGAAUAUGUAAUCAAUUAAUAAUAAUAAUAAUAUUGCUAAAUUUUAAUUCAAUGAUAUUAAAGUUUUGAAUUUGAA
Molecule: messenger RNA, 1134 nt
Organism: Hevea brasiliensis (rubber tree)
Lineage: Eukaryota; Viridiplantae; Streptophyta; Magnoliopsida; Malpighiales; Euphorbiaceae
Exons: 1
Coding region: 269-991 (240 amino acids)
Source: RefSeq, a predicted model, not a curated record